Trypanosoma rangeli is the source of this 387-nucleotide messenger RNA. RefSeq names its product putative replication factor A protein 3. NCBI's taxonomy places the organism in Eukaryota, Euglenozoa, Kinetoplastea, Trypanosomatida, Trypanosomatidae. Gene Ontology annotation, biological process: DNA repair; DNA recombination; DNA replication. The record is from RefSeq and is a predicted model, not a curated record. Gene Ontology annotation, cellular component: nucleus. Bases 1 to 387 code for a protein of 128 amino acids. The transcript has a single exon. Gene Ontology annotation, molecular function: DNA binding.
AUGAUGCGCUCUACUCCGUAUCUUGGCGGUGGUGCACGUACCCCCACAAAUAAUCUCCCGCCCUUUACAGGCGUUUCUCCCCGUGUUUCCUCACACGGCGUGGCGGCUCAUCGCGGUGAGUACAUCUCUAUUGUUCUGAGGCCUACGGCGCUGAAUGCGCAGCGCGGCUCUCUGGAGGCGCAAUGUGUCGCCACGGAGGAGCCGGUGGAAAUUAUGGGACUUCCCAGUACAGCGGAGGUGGCGCAGGUGAACGAGUUUGUGUGCUACGUGAAUCCCAGCAACGGGCAGUUGGAGUACUUCCAACACGGCACGUACAACGACGAAUACGACGUGGAGACGUAUCGCAGGUUGUUGGAACUCUGCCCCAAGUUCCCACAGCUUUUUUGA